UAUACAGGCAGCGUGCUGUCCAGACCACAUUUCUCUGGGGGAACAAAAGAAAAAGAACACCAACUCAGUGGGUGUGUGGAAGGGAAAAUCACAGAUAUUUGGACAGCCACAGUCUGACUGCAAACCCUUUCAUUACAUACAUCGGCAGCAAGAUACUCAUAAUGGCACGAUAUUGUGCUCCGAGGAAUGAAGACUUGAAGAUGCCAAAUGAAGACCAAAUAAACAAAAUCAGAACUAACAGCAAAUCAAAAAAAGGGUUCAUCACAAGAUAUUUUCUAAACACAAGGACUAUAAUUGAUGAUGACAGACUGAAGAGGAUGGAGUUUGGAGAAAAGGACCAGAGCAAACCUCAUAAAACCAUAUUACUUCUUGGAGAAACAGGAGUAGGGAAGUCGACGCUAAUCAACGCCAUGGUCAACUACAUGCUGGGUGUUAAAAGUGAAGACAGAAUCUGGUGUGAGAUCAUAGAGACAAAAGAAAAUCAAACAGAUUCUCAGACAAAUGCAGUCACAGUGUAUGAUGUGUUUAUUAAUCACAGCUCGUUCUCUCUGACCGCCAUCGACACGCCUGGGUUUGGAAGAACUAGUGGUAUCGAGAUUGAUUUAAAUAUUGCUGAAAGUUUACACGAGUUAUUUAAAUCUAAAGAUGGAGUUCAUGAAAUUGAUGCAGUGUGUCUUGUCGUGUCAUCAAACACCACUCGACUCACUGACAGACAGCUGUAUAUUUUUGAUUCUGUUCUUUCAUUAUUUGGCAAUAAUGUGGAGAAAAACAUUGUUGUGUUCAUCACACACGCCACCACAAAACCUAAAAAUGCCAUUAAGGCCAUUAAACAGGCCAACGUUGUGUGUGCAAAGACUGAUAAAGGAGAUCCCGUGUAUUUCAAGUUUAACAACUGUCACUGUGAAGACUUUGAUGAUGAGGAAAUAUUCAGUGAUUACACGGUAGCGUGGGAUCAGUUCAACGCAUCCAUUAAGGACUUUCUGGCUUUUAUUAAUGAAAGGCCAAGUGUAAGUCUGAAGAUGAUUCAAAUUGUAUUGAAAAAACACAAACAACUAACAGCAUCCAUCAACAAUAUAAAGGAUCGAAUCACGAUGGCAGAACACAAACAAAUAGAGCUUAAGCAGACAGAAGCAUUUUUACAACAACUUGAGAAAGAAAAAAAGGAAAAUAAAAAAGGCCUUCAAUAUAUGGUAGAUGAGCCUUACAAAGAGAAGGUGCCUAUAGAAUGUGAGUGGUGGAACUUUGGAAGCAAAGAGGCUACAUGCUGCAGUGUGUGUGAGGAGAACUGUCACUACCCAGGAUGCUGGUGGGUCAGAGAUCUUUCUAAGUGUAGUGUCAUGUCUGAGGGUAAGUGCACAGUGUGUACUGGAAAGUGUCACUACUCUGCCCAUGUCAAAGAGAAGAAAAUCUAUGUGGUGAAGACAAGGAAAGUCAAUAAGACUUUGGAAGAACUGAAAAGAAAAUAUGAUAAAACAUUUGUAGAGAUAAAGAGUUUAAUAAGCAAAUUAAAAUCUGAAAAAGAAGAAAAAGAAAAUAUGAUUAAACCAUCCAGUACUCUGCAGAAAAUUUGCUAAAUCAUAUGAACACAUGUAAGCUUUCGCAUCAGACAUGAUUAAUCAUUUUUAAAAUUAUUUAGUAUUUUGUUUCCAUACAUACACAAAAAUACUUUCAUUAUCUUAAUUAUGAUUAUCUUCUUUAAAUAAUUCUUUUAAGCCUUAGUUUGUUUCUUGUUUUAAACGUUAAUUUGUAAAACUGCUUAAAAAAACUCUUUAUGCCCUUAGGAUUAAUAAGCUUUGCUGUUUACAAAUGUAUUACAUUGGUAUGUCUUUUAUUCAAAAUCAAUAUACAGUAUUUUGGUAUUUACCAUUUGUAAUGAUGUUACAGAGUAUUUGGGUACAAUUGUUUUCUGAAUGUUUUUGAUGAUGUAAAACAUAACUUGUUUGUUGUUAUCAUAUCAACCAAAAACCAUGAUAUAACUCAUAAAAGAAAAUAAUUAUCAUAACAUGACAAUAACAAGUAAUGUCUUUCUAGAAUUCAUCAGUUUCCCGAAAGCCUCUUAUCGCUAAAUUGUACCUUAACCUCUUUCUUAACGUUAUGGCCUGAUUCCCGAAACGUUCAUACUCUAAGUAUCUCUUAGGUAAGUCACACGUUCGUAAGGUUGGUCUGGACCAACCUUAACUCAUUCUUAGUGUAGUUUCAGCUCAAGACGCUAGUCACCGCCACUGUGCCGUAGUCUUUAUAUAUCAGUGGUGUAUGCAAGCACAUUAUGGCAUAUUAUCAAAGUCGUAUUAAUGAUGGAAUAUACUGUAGGCCAAUUUAAAAUUUUAUUUUAUAUCAUUGUCAUUUUUCAUUAUUUCAUAAUGUGACUAUUGCAUUAAAAUUGGCAAUCACUUUUAAUAUUGAACAAGUGGCAAACAAUUUUCUCAGUGAUACAGCGCCGUCCAUGGGGCCAUGUGGUUCAUGUAAAUGUUUUCUUUAAGCAAAACUUCAGCCCUUUUCAUAUUUUGCCUGAGAUGGAUAUUUUUACCUUGCUUGUAAAAAUGUUAA
Molecule: messenger RNA, 2547 nt
Organism: Clarias gariepinus (North African catfish)
Lineage: Eukaryota; Metazoa; Chordata; Actinopteri; Siluriformes; Clariidae
Exons: 4
Coding region: 162-1574 (470 amino acids)
Molecular function (GO): GTP binding; ATP hydrolysis activity
Source: RefSeq, a predicted model, not a curated record